Messenger RNA from Tuber melanosporum (Perigord truffle), 2625 nucleotides. RefSeq lists its product as uncharacterized. Gene Ontology annotation, biological process: mitotic DNA damage checkpoint signaling; protein phosphorylation. The record is from RefSeq and is a predicted model, not a curated record. The transcript is spliced from 8 exons. Gene Ontology annotation, molecular function: protein serine/threonine kinase activity; protein binding; ATP binding. Gene Ontology annotation, cellular component: nucleus. NCBI's taxonomy places the organism in Eukaryota, Fungi, Ascomycota, Pezizomycetes, Pezizales, Tuberaceae. Bases 363 to 2228 code for a protein of 621 amino acids.
GUCACUGCCGCAGUGAGGCUGUAGCCUGUAGGUAGGUGAUAAACGGCGGUGUCAGCCAACCAAGGAAGAACCCACGCUGCCCCAAUCCGCAACUCUAAACUCUAAACCUUACCCUCUCUUGGUUCUAUCAUACGGUACCUAUCCUAACUAUCCACCUCUCUUCCCCCUCUACCCCUUCUUUCUUCCAAGACACAAACCUGCGAGCCCUCCGACAUCAUCGACAUCUCCGUUGCCCUGCCUUCUUAUUGCUAGGCAAUCGCCCACAUCGCUGGAGGCUGAUACCUUCCAUCAUCCCUUACGCUCCGGUACUUAACGCGUCUCGGCGCUUCUGAGCAAACCCCAAUUGACCUGUUCUCGCGAUAAUGACCCCUCGUGUUGAGGGAGCCGCCGUGCGCAAGCGCAGCCAGCCGUCAUCCCCGGCCUCUAAUAAAAAUUCACCCAAGAAAGUCAAGCGCCAGCCUGAUGAUGAUGUUGACCAAGUCGAUGGGAGUGCUAUAGUUGAGGAUAGGGAAUCUCUGGAAUCUCUACUAAACCCGCAAGGUGACGUUACAAUUACUCGUACUCCAGCAUCCUCCCCUCCUCCUCAGGACACACAGGUAGCUUCGCAGUUUUACUAUCCACCGCUUUCUGAGCAAGGAGUCGACGAAGAUGACGAAACCAUCUGGGGAUACCUUUGGCCGUUGACACAGAAAAAUCAGAGUGUCAUCAAGCUCAACAAGACCCCCCAGGUUUCUACUCCAAAUAAGGACUCUCCUAAAAGCGCCGAGAAGAAGAAACCUAAGAAUAAUAAUAAGAAACAUGGCACUGGUGGAUUCGUGAUUGGGCGUCAUGUCGAGUGUGACUUAGUCAUUGACCAUAACGUUAUCUCGAAUAGACAUUGUGUGAUAUAUAAGGAGAAUGCUGGUUCGCACCCUGUUGCGGUUCUCGAGGAUUUAUCUAGUAAUGGUACCUGGGUCGCCGGCGUUAUAAUUGGUCGCAACCGUAGUCGUACUCUAGAAAACGGUGAUGAAAUUGAGUUCCCAGGGGGAUUUCAGUACACUUUCAGAUACCCGCCGCACAUGCAAUCCAGCGCUUUCCGCAAUGCCUACGACCUUGGCCAGCAGCUUGGCUCUGGUCAUUUCGCUACCGUUCAUCUCGCCGUUGAUAAGAAAUCGGGGCAGGAGUUUGCUGUGAAGAUCUUCAGAAAACGCCGUAAUGAGGAUAAGAGCAAGACUUCUGGGUUACAACAAGAGAUCGCCGUCUUAAUGUCUGUUAAUCACCCCAACAUAUUGUGCCUUCAGGGCACCUAUGACGAAGAUGACGGUGUCUAUCUUGUUCUAGAAUUGGCUCGUGAGGGAGAAUUAUUCAACUACGUUAUCCGCAAUACCAAGCUUUCGGAGGUGGAUACUCGCAAAGUCUUUGUUCAGCUGUUCAAUGGCCUGAAAUAUCUGCAUGAACGCAAUAUUGUUCAUCGUGACAUUAAGCCGGAGAAUAUUUUGCUUUGUGACACCGAUCUUACGGUUAAAUUGGCGGAUUUUGGUCUUGCCAAGAUCAUAGGCGAAGAUUCGUUCACUACCUCACUCUGCGGAACACCUAGCUAUGUGGCGCCGGAAAUCUUAGAGCCCUCUCGUAACAGGAAGUACACCAGAGCUGUUGAUAUGUGGUCACUUGGUGUUGUCCUAUACAUUUGUCUAUGCGGGUUUCCCCCGUUCAGUGACGAAUUAUACACACCGGAUAACCCGUAUAACCUAUCGCAACAGAUCAGAGAAGCUAAAUACGAUUUUCCGUCCCCUUACUGGGAUGAUAUUGCGGACCCCGCACUUUACCUGAUUGAGUCCAUGCUUGAAGUAAACCCGAACAAGCGGAUCACUGUUGAUAUGGCGUUGAAACAUGCCUGGACUGUUGAAGGCACCUUUAAUCCUGCGGAAUCGUGUGAUUCUCUGGUUGGAGCUCUCGAGACGAUGGGGCUUAGGAGGAGCGUCGGUCGUGAGCGCACUCUGUUGGCGGAGCAUCCGGAAAUAAGACCGACUAGGGCCGUUGAGACGGCUGUCGUUAUGUCGCCCGUUACAUCGCCAUCGGUUGUCCCUGAGUCUGAGGGCGGAGGAGAGGAGGUUGUGACCAGAGAAACAGAGGUACGGGAAGGAAACCCUUCUGAUAUACCAGCCGUCAUGACCGCUUUUAUGCAUGUUGGGGGGCGAGGUGGUGAUGAGACUCUGUACCCUGACGAUUCAUUUGCCGAGAGCGCUUAGGUUUGAUUAGUUAGCCAGAGGGGAGUAAUUUGUGCGAGUGCAGAUCUUUGUACGUCCAAAAUCACAUAGGUCGACCUUAUCUUUUUGCGCGCUUCAAGCAGAUUACUUUUGAGUUACUCCAGAGCUAAAAAAAGGGGCUGGUUAGUGAUUUUUCUUCUUCUGGUGGAUCUUGGGGGCACUUGCAAGGGAGGGGUGGGCGAAUAUUCAGGUGGUAUCUUUGCGACUUCUUUUUCGGGCAUUUCUUUUCCAUACCAUAAAAACUGCCUCUUCUAUCUUCUCUACACAAGCGAGGUUUAAAAAUCUGGGGCUUAUCUUCGUUUCCUUUUAACAAAAUAUUUUUUCCCUGGGUCUUCUUAGUUUAAAAGGUGGUGAGCAUUAUUAUUACUGAUUUCAAUUA